UGGACAGAAAGGACGCUUCUCAUCAGCGCACUCACGGUGAAGACAUGGAUCGUUGAGCACACGGUUCUGAAAGCGCUGUCACAGAGCUGUUAUUCAUCCCUGCAUCAUGGAGGCUCAGCCUGGUGCAUCAUGGGAGCUCAUCAGCAGUGUGACAGAUACAAUAUAUGAAGACUGAGAGGUCGUCAUGGAGACUGGCAGCUACACCUCAGGCCCAGCCACUACUGAUGGGGCUCGGACAGCGCCGGGCCUGGAGGGACUCGGAGUCCUUCAAGAGCAAGGAGGAGAAGGAGGCUCAUUCAGCACCCCCGCAUCCUGGUACCCUCCAUACUCGCUGGGCUUCCAGGUGUCACUCACCGCCUUCCUCAUGCUGGAGCUGGUGUUGGGAUUCAGCAGCAACCUGACCGUGCUGGUGCUCUACUGCUCCCAAUCCAAUUUAGUGGACUCAGUGAGCAACAUGGUGACCGUCAACCUCCACGUGCUGGAUGUGGCGGUAUGCGUGCUGUGUGUGCCCCUCACUCUGGUUGUUGUUCUUCUGCCUCCAGGACCCAACCUGGCCUUGGUGUGCUGCUUCCAUGAGGCCUGUGUCACCUUUGCCAGCAUCGCCACAGCCAUCAACAUCCUGGUUAUCAGCUUGGAUCGAUAUGACAUCUCGGUACGACCGGCCAACAGGCUACUGACGACACACAGGGCAGCACUGCUCCUGACUGCCGUCUGGAUCACCUCGGUUACUGUGUUUUUUAUCCCAUUCUUGGAAUUGCAGUGGUCCACUGGAGAAGGAGCAGAGGAGACAGAGGAGGAGAAACCCUUGUCUUUGUCCCCAUAUGGCAUUAGUGCCACAGUGGUACCAGCAUGGCGUAACCGGACCCUCCUAUGUGUUGGUGGUCAGGGUUUUCACACAGGCGUGGGUAGGUAUUACCAUCUUAUCCUCCAAGUGCCCAUCUUCUUCACCACUGUGGCAGUCAUGUUGUUUACCUAUUCAAGAAUACUGAGGGCUUUAAACAUCCGCAUUGGCUCCCACAUGAAAAAGAACCAGCGGUUCAGGGGCCCCGCCUGCAGGGGACGCCACAAGCGACAGAAAAAGCAGAAGCCGGGGGUUGCGAAUGAUGGUGGGGAGUUAGGAGGGGAACAGUGCACCGUAGAUAAUACCAAACAACUCAGCCACCCUCCCCUCAUCCCAUCCCCAACCCCGACAGCUACCUCCCCUCAUGCCCUGUCCUCUACUGCUCCACUUGUCAGCUCCGACGCGGGCGCUGCCACCCCCAUGCCAGCCACAGUUGGGGUUCAGGCUUCUGUGUCGGCCAUCAUUGCCCUACGACGGGCAGUGAGGCGACAUCGAGAUCGUCGAGAGCGUCAGAGACGUGUGUUCAAGAUGUCCCUCAUCAUCAUUUCGACCUUUCUGGGCUGUUGGGCUCCCCUCUCUGUAACCAACGUUCUAAUCUUGGGCAUCGGCCCCAGCGACGUCCUCGUCAGCCUACGCCUCUGGUUCCUUGCCUUGGCUUAUGGAACCACCGUCUCCCACCCACUGCUCUACGCUUUCACCCGACAGAAACUGCGCCGAGCACUUCGCGCCAAGGUCAAAAAAAGGGUGGUAUCCCUGCUCCAGGUAGACCCUUCACCAGGUGGAACGGUUAUACACAACUCCUGGGUGGAGAACAGAAAGACCAGCAGGCAGGUGCGUCUGGAAGCGAGUGAAGGUACCGACCGCUGCCUGGGAGAGGCCCUGUGAGACUGAAACACACAGGUCAGGCUAGUGCAAUUAAAAACCAGGGGUUGUUCCAUAAUCAAACUCACCGAUGCGAGCAGCCAGUGUGAGAAAUGUGCACAACAACAUUUUCACCUUGGGGAGAUGUUUUAAUGUAACCACCAGCAGCAAGGCCUUGCUACACUCUCACCGCAGCGCAGGCUGCAGUGGAAGCAGGGUGUUGUAAUCACUGUGGCGCUCACAUCCUCUGCAAAGUAUCAUACAACAAACAAUGUAUAUAAUUUGCACUCUUUGAAGCAAUGAAGUCUAUUUACAUAUGGAGCUGAAUGAUAGCGCAUCCUCAUAGUGGUGCUUACAUAACUGCUCCAAAGAAUGUGUUUAGCCAGCAGAAGAUAUGAUCUGUCUCCCACUCAAAGGCUCCAAGACUUAAACAAAAAAACGUUGAUACACUUCAAACACAUAAAUACUUUGAAUGUAUUUAAUAUUAUCUCUGCCUUAAAAGUUCUGCUAAAUGGUAUGACAUGCAUUCGGAACAAAAAGGGGGAGCAUGCUGGAUAUUUAAAAGGAGGACACAGUGACAGCUGUAUGAAGUAUGAUGACGUUUUAAUGUUUCAGGGUUUAGGCGGGCCAGCCUGCAGAGAAAAGAUAAAUAACAAGUCAGAGGAUAAUUAAAGUGUAAAUUAGUGAAUGCAGUUUUGCUUUAGUGUGAGUAGUUAUCAUGCUUUCAGAUAUUAAAACAUUUCGCAACACUCCUUGAUAUAAAUGCAACUUUUUGCUCCCCAGUUUAUAUCACAUGGUGUAAUAUAUUAUUUGGUAUUGCAGGCCAGCUGUCUCCCCAGUCUCCACUUGUUAUGCUAAACUAAGGUAGCCGGCUGCUGGCCGUAGAUUCACUGUUAACAUGAGAAAUCUUCUCAUGUGACUGUUGAUGAGAAAGAAAAGAUCACAUUCCUUAAAAUGUCUGCACUUCCUUUAAAUUGUUGACUGAUGAAGUGUUGACACAGAGAAUUGUUCAUAGAAACUGUAUUUAUUCCAGGUCUAUAGUUUUACAUUGCAAUAUAUUUAUGGUUUCCCUGUGGCUCACUUUGGAGUUUCGGCUUGUGAAAGUCACUUAAAGCUGUUUAGAAGCAGAUUCGUGUAAAUGAUGUAAAUACUGCCCACAUGAUGAAACUGAAUUUAUUACACGGUACAAGUUACUUGGCUGUAUGCAGUUAUACACUCACUUUCCUAAAGUAGAGGAGCGUUCCAGCUGCAGCUGCUUCAUCUCUGUUUCAGCACCCAGACAUGUGGUCCCACAGGUCAGCUCAUCCUCGGGGUUGUCUGGAGUGUAACUGUCACCACAGCUGGGCCCUGACAGAUUGCUGGCAUUAUAAGGAGUGGUGUUGACUUUAUUCUACCUGCUUGUGUCCACUGCUCUAACACUGUACUCGCACUAGGGUUCAUUGCAGAGGCCAUGUGAUUUAUCAUGCACACAAAAAAAUGCAUUUCUGAAUGUUAA
Archocentrus centrarchus (flier cichlid) is the source of this 3197-nucleotide messenger RNA. RefSeq names its product G-protein coupled receptor 22-like. Lineage: Eukaryota; Metazoa; Chordata; Actinopteri; Cichliformes; Cichlidae. The record is from RefSeq and is a predicted model, not a curated record. Gene Ontology annotation, biological process: cellular response to hormone stimulus; G protein-coupled receptor signaling pathway. The transcript has 2 exons. The coding region runs from base 185 to 1726 and encodes 513 amino acids. Gene Ontology annotation, cellular component: plasma membrane. Gene Ontology annotation, molecular function: peptide binding; G protein-coupled receptor activity.